CCUCCCACAAUCUAGUGCAGCUGCUUCGAUAUGUUUUCAACAAAGUCUAUCAGAGUCAUCAGACCCAUCUUUUUCUAGCUCUCCUUCGUACAUAUCUUCCACCUUCUUUGGUUAAUACGCAUACCUUCAACUCUUUCUGCAUUUUGAUGGUGCUUAAUCAUCUCCAUCAAUUUUAACAAGAUCGAUCAGAACUCUUCUUCUCUCGCUCUCCACUGGUAAUUAAGCAAGAGCUUGCUCAUACGAGCUACUUGUCUGCUCGCACUUUGUUUGUUUAAAGAAAUUAACUAGAAAAGAUGGGAGUUCAAGGCACCUUGGAAUACCUGUCAGAUCUGAUAAGUAGUGUCAAAAGCAAGAAGAAGAAGAAGAAACAAACACAGACCGUAGCCGUGAAAAUUCGGAUGGACUGUGAGGGAUGUGCUCGGAAGGUGAAGAAGGUCCUCUCCGGUGUAAAAGGGGCUAAAUCUGUGGAUAUCGACAUGAAGCAGCAGAAGGCAACAGUGACUGGUUAUGUGGAGGCAAAGAAAGUGUUGAAGGCAGCUCAGUCAACCAAGAAGAAGUGCGAGCUGUGGCCUUAUGUUCCAUACACUUUGGUGGCUCAACCUUAUGUUGCCGGAGCCUACGACAAGAAGGCUCCGCCAAAUAUGGUUAGGAGCCUCCCAAGCACUGCCACUAUAUCAGAGACUGCCGUUGAUGACCAUUACACCGAAAUGUUUAGCGAGGACAACCCAAAUGCCUGCUCUGUCAUGUAACUAGCUAGCUCCCCAGAUCUAUUAUUAAAACAAUUAAGAAGGAAAACCGAAAAUGCUGUUUUGUAUCAUAAUGCAAAGACAGUUUUUGGACUUUGGUGAUAUUUGGGGAA
This is a messenger RNA of Argentina anserina (silverweed cinquefoil), 859 nucleotides long. RefSeq names its product heavy metal-associated isoprenylated plant protein 24. Gene Ontology annotation, molecular function: metal ion binding. NCBI's taxonomy places the organism in Eukaryota, Viridiplantae, Streptophyta, Magnoliopsida, Rosales, Rosaceae. Bases 294 to 749 code for a protein of 151 amino acids. The record is from RefSeq and is a predicted model, not a curated record. The transcript is spliced from 2 exons.